Messenger RNA from Euleptes europaea (tarantolino), 903 nucleotides. It is a transcript of the gene C14H9orf78, whose product is annotated as chromosome 14 C9orf78 homolog. Lineage: Eukaryota; Metazoa; Chordata; Lepidosauria; Squamata; Sphaerodactylidae. The transcript is spliced from 9 exons. Gene Ontology annotation, cellular component: spliceosomal complex. The coding region runs from base 14 to 883 and encodes 289 amino acids. Gene Ontology annotation, biological process: mRNA splicing, via spliceosome. The record is from RefSeq and is a predicted model, not a curated record.
UGCCGCCGGAAUCAUGCCGGCAGGGAAGUCUUUCCGACGGAGGAAGGCGGAUUCCGAGGAGGAGGAGGAGGAAGAGCAGGUCACCGAGGAGGUCCGUUUGAAACUUGAGGAAGCAAAAGAAGUACAGAGUCUGCGGAGAAGGCCAAAUGGAGUGAGUGCCGCGGCCCUCCUCGUAGGGGAGAAGUUGCAAGAAGAGACGACCUUAACGGAUGACCCUUUUAAGAUAAAAACCGGUGGAAUGGUGGACAUGAAGAAGCUGAAGGAACGGGGCAAAGACAGAAUCAGUGAAGAAGAGGACCUGAACCUUGGGACCUCCUUCUCUGCAGAGACCAACAGAAGAGAUGAAGAUGCUGACAUGAUGAAGUACAUUGAAACCGAGCUGAAGAAGAGGAAAGGGAUUGUGGAAAAUGAGGAACAGAAAGUGAAGCAGAAGAACGCAGAAGACUGUCUUUAUGAGUUACCAGAGAGCAUCCGUGUCUCUUCGGCCAAAAAGACGGAAGAGAUGCUGUCCAAUCAGAUGCUGAGCGGCAUUCCCGAAGUGGACCUUGGAAUUGAAGCCAAAAUCAAAAACAUCAUCUCCACCGAGGAGGCCAAAGCACGUCUGUUGGCCGAACAGCAGAAUAAAAAGAAAGACAGCGAGACCUCCUUUGUUCCCACAAACAUGGCGGUGAACUACGUCCAGCACAACAGAUUUUAUCAUGAAGAGCUGAAUGCACCUGUGAGAAGGAACAAAGAGGAACCUAAAGCCCGUCCGCUGAGAGUGGGGGACACAGAGAAACCUGAACCAGAGCGGUCCCCUCCAAAUCGUAAACGUCCACCAAAUGAAAAAGCAACAGAUGACUAUCAUUAUGAGAAAUUUAAGAAAAUGAACAGGCGCUAUUGAAAGCUCUGUGUUUGGAUGAC